CGUGAUGGGGCUCCAUAUGGUGGAGAAUAUGAACCUCCGAUUCAUGGUAAAGAAAAUAAAGCUUUUAUCAGAAGUGUAUAUGACACGAAUUUUUUUUAAAACAUAAACUGAUUUUUGUCUUGAGAUUAGUGUAAUUAACAAUUCUAACCGUUUUAAAUGUGUCUCCCAAAAAAUUUCAUGAAUUUUGGCGAUCAGAAAACUGCUUUUUCCCUGUCACAAAUGUCCCAGCAACUGGGAACAAGUAAAGAAUCAAAGAAAGGUUGAUGACGUCAUGUGACGUCAGUUGAUUUGUUCAGCCCUGGUCAUUAUAUUGCUUUGUGUUUUGAGGAAUUAAGCCAUUUAUCUGACUGUAACGAAGGUAUAGCCACAUGAUUGGGGAGUUGUCGACAACAACAAUCCUUUGUAAUUAGUUGCCACCAUCUUUUAGAUUAUUGGAUACAUUCUUGACAUUCUUGCAAAUCAUUCUACAUUACAACAUAGCUAGAAAAUUCGCCUAAUCAAAUUCAAUAGCGCGAGCGUGCUUCAUAUUCCUAUUGAGCACGCUGAUGACGUCAAUAAACUAUUCGUAAUUCCUUGAGUUGUUAAUGUGAGCUUAGCAAUCCUGAGUCUCCUGAGUGCAUCCAUAACUCAACAGUACACAAUGAAGCAUUUACCAUGUGUUUUAUAAGGAAAUUUAAGAGGAAACGUUUGAAUUUGCCAACUGAUAGUAAGGAAAAGAGGUGAGUGUUGUUGUUGUCAUCUCCGCGAGCUCUGUGCGGACUAUGGCAUGAGCUCAUUCUUUGCAAAGUUGCAAGGUUUGCGUAUGCCAUGACAGAAAAAAGUGUGCAUGGCCUAGAGGAAAUGCAAGUUAGAGUUUUAGAUGCGCAAAUGACUGGUUCCAAGUUGAACAGUCAGGCGCAUAUCAAGGUGCUUCCUUUAUGUGUUUUCCCUGCUGAGCAUAAUUCCAUGAAAAAGAGCAUUGUUGAUUGAGUGACCAGCCAUGUUACAAUGUUCCACAACAGGGAAACCCGGCAAGUUCUUCUUGAUGCUUCAAAGGUGCUUGCCAAAACGUUGUCUCAGUAGUUUUCUUCAUCAUUACUUUAAUUUUUUAUUGAACAUUCUCAUACUUACUUUCUAAAGUGUCACACAGCUUAUCAGUAUUUUUUCCCCUGUUAUUUGUUUGAAAUUCUGGUAUACAUGUACAAAUUUUACAUAUAUUUAAGAAUUAAAAAAAAACAAAUAAAGAAAUUUGUGUCAUAUACACUUUAAAGCAAUGGUACACAGUACAUGACAGGUUUCUGACCGGCAAAAGUAAUGAAAACAUUAAUAGCCAAUUGUGACAAAAAUAUUGUCUCGUAUGCUCCAAAACUUGUAUUGCAAAAUAAAGUGCAACAAACAAGGAACUUUCUUCUUUUCUUUUUUUUUUAUAAACUGCUUGCGGGUGUUGUUAUUCCAGGACUGCCUAACAAUUGAAGCUGUAAUUGUGGGUUGAUAGCAGACAUUGAUUAAUGCUAUAUUAAUAAAUAUUGUUGUCUGUUUAGCGUACUUACAGACAGAGAUUUAGCACACCUCUAAGUGGCAUUUAUAAAGCUGCAGAAUGUGACAGCCUCUUCUCUAUUCGCCCAUUUUUUUUUUAAUUUAAUGAUUGUAAAGUUCAUUUUGUGAACCUCUUUUGUUUUCAGGUCAGAUGUAUGAUACUGCUCCAGAAACACCCACUUAUACAUACAGUGUUCCUGAAGAGAUCAGGCGAUUCAUUCAUUUCUUUCACCAACAUGUCACUGAGCAGGUACAUGUAAUUAUCAGAUAGAAAAGGUUUAUUUCAUGGUAAAGACUGACCUUACCUUAAUUCAUUUCACAAAACAAAUUAUACAAUGUAUAUUGUACACCACCAAACGCCAUUGCUAGGGCUACAUACAUGUAAUAAAUCAUACCCUGCUUGACAAGUGUACACUGGCUAAAUAAAUCGUGCCUUUUGCAGCAAAGAAAUACCAUAAAAUUCCGAAUUUAAUCCCUUCCAUGUAUAAGCCCCUCCAAAUAGAAGCCCCCCAAACUUGUAACGCAAAAAACUCUCCAUUAAAUCGCCCCUCCAAAAAUAAGCGCCCCGGGGACUUGUACUUGGAAAUUGGCCUCAAAAUUAAUACAAAGUAAAACAAAGCAAAAACGGUAAAUUUCCUUCCAACUAUAAGGCUAGCCCAAUUGAUUUUGAAAUGCAAAGUUCCCUCCAUAUACAAGCCCCUCCGAAUAUAAGCCCCUCCAAAAAUAAGCCCCUCAAAAGGGCCUUUGAAAAAUGUAAGCUUAAAAAUGUAAGCUUUGAAAAAUGUAAGCUUAUUUUCGGAAUUUUACAGUAUUUUAAAAGUGAAAUGGAUUCAUUGGAUUUCAAUGGUUUUUAUAUAGUAAAUUAUAGAACAUUAAAUGGGUGCUUGGAGAUACAAAAUUUCUCUUCUUGUGUUGAACAUUUAUUUUUCAUUACUAGAAGAGAAAUUUUAUAUCUCUGUGUGGCAAAGUAAUAUCCUCUAUGUUUGCUUUAAAACAUGGACUGUUUAUCAAUCAACAAUUAACUUAGACUCUUAUUGUUAAAAAAGUCAUUUCAGUUACAACUGCAGUAUUUGUGCUUGCCCAUUAAGUUACUCACUGCGGCUGCAUAUGUACAGAAAAAUUAUCACACACAACUCAUAUUUUAAUAUUUUGUUUUCACCAGAAUGUUUAUGAAAUUCAGUCCAUUUAUGAAACAGGGUAAGUUAUGCAACUGGCAUGAAAACAUAUAAAAGUCCCACCAGCCGCUAAUAAGCCUUUUGCCCCUUUUAUUUAUUGUGAUCGUGAUUAUUGAUAGGGAUGUAUAAGAAACGUACAUGUAGCUGAAUCAAACUGACAAGACCUGUACAAAAAUUUUGGAUUUAUCAGAUUAAGUCAAUAACCACAGUAAAAAAAUUAAAAAACUGGGCCCAGUUGUUUGAAUGCCGGUUAGCACUAACCUGGGGUUAAAUAUUAAAAAGGGUUUCUUUUUCUUUUUAUCGAAAACACUUUCUCGGAUCAUUUUCUCUAUUCUUUUUAGAGUAUAUCCAAUCAUCAAAUUGUAGGUAAAGAGAAUUAAACUGAAUUUGCUUUUUAAGCUCUCAUAUUUGAGAUCAAAUUUCGCUGGGUUAACUUAACCCAGCUUCGAACAACCCGGCCCUGAUGUUUUAUAUAAUACAGUGUAAACCCUUUGUCAGAGUGAAUCAAGGGAUAGUUGGUUAUGUGUGGAUUAUAUAUCGAAUGAUGGAGCAAUGCUGUCAGUGUGAACAUAGUACAUGUAACAUAAAAACAUAGAUAGAUUGGUUGAACGAAUAGCUUUCAUCGAUUACGUUAAGAUUAAGAAUACUGAUUCGAAGGAUAAGUCGCUGUUCUAGAUUUUUUUGGCUUUCUGUCUUGCCUUGGUGUAGGGAGAAACUACAGAUUGCCAUGGUUUGGCUAGAUUGAGUUGGUCCAAAGUCAAAAUUAAAUGCGUGGUUGCAUUUUUUUUUACCAUGAAACACAGGUCACCAAUUUGGCAACUUUCACUGCAAUUUUAGUCACCAAAUUUGUGUUCUACUCACCAUGAUGACCAAAACUGUUAAAACUUGGAGCUGGCUUUGAUACAUUUCAGUUGUUCACUCCCCAAUCUGAUUUUAACUGUUUUGAUUUAUGCACAUUAAAGUUUGAAGUGAUGAUUUGCCCUAACAUUAAAAAAUUGUUAUAUGCGGAAUAAAGGUUAUAAAGCCUCCCUUCUAUGAAGCCUCUGGUGAUUAAGUGUCAUGAUAGUAACAACAGCCCAGCUCAUUCUCAUUCAGUUCAUUUGUGGUUUAGUCAGCUGUCUGUCUUCCUCCCCUGUUGAUCCUUCUGUGUCAGAAAUAUCCUGAUUGCUCAUUGCUUUUAUUAAUUUGCUUUUCAAUUUAAUCAAUGCAGCUUCAACAAAUUAACUGAAAGGCAUUAUGAAAAGUCUCCAUGGCCUGAUUCUGAAUAUGUUGCCUCUAUUGUGGAUGGAGGUAAACUUCACUCUUUUAACAGUCAAAUUUGAUCAAGUUUAAUCCAGUUCUGUCUUUGUGAUUUUGCACUGUCUUCUUGUAUUUUGCAGUUUUCAGCCAUAGUUUUAUACUGUGUAACAUAUUUGGUUUGAAAUUAGGAAUAUUUACUUUCAACUUAACUGAAAUGAUGGUUAUUGUUUUCAUACCAGACCCCGUGUUCUUGAUUCUUUACAAAGAAUUAUACUACAGACAUAUCUACAACAAGUUGAAGGUAAUGAAUGCCUUUGCUAAUAAUCUAGUAAAUGUGUCUGAGGUACCAAUCACUAGAUCACCCUGUUCCCAACCCACUGAUAUUAGAUUAGCAUGGAAAUUAAGUUCUAAUAGCUUUGCUUAUUAAAAAUUUUAACCUAAAUUAACUAGGACCUAUAACAUUAUACACUGUAGGUACACAAGAUACCUAACAAAUUUAGUAGGUAUUAGGGUUGAGUGAUGCAUGUCAACUGGAAGGAAGCCUUUUUCUAUUUUAAUAUGCCUUAAUGCUACCAAAUUUGUAUUGCUAAGUGUCUUUACCCUUAUAGAGACCAUUAAUUUGGUCCAAACAUUUGUUUAAAAUCACGACUCAAGAGUGCAGAAAGUCCACUUCUGGGUGGCGUGCACCGCUCAAAAACAUUGCUGCUUGAACUCGCUAUUCAAGAUUACUUAACUCAUUUGCCCCUAAACUGCUUGUAAAUGUCCGUGCAGAUCCAUGUCCCUUCCACCCCUUGUGACAUCAUUAGUUUUAACGAUCAAUGACAACUUUAUCAGCUAAUGUGUGCAGGGUAAAAAGAUCUUUCAAACCAUACCAGAAUGAACACGUUUCAAGGAGGCCGGAGAAAAAGGCAAAAAACCAUGUAAUGUUGACCUGAAAACUCCUUUGAAAAUCUUUUUCCACUACCCACCUACCUUUCCUUUUAUCUAAUCCAAAGAUCCUAAAAGCUUUCCAAAAGACUUUUCCCACCAAAAUGAAGCUUACCAAAUGCUUAGCAGCAGAAAAAAAAAUGAGGCACUAGAAGCGAAAGGAGAGGGGAGGAGAGAAAGCGAAAAGUAAAAGUCAAGACUGCUGUGUCACUUUUAAACCCCAAAACUCUCUCAAAAUUUUGCUUUCCAUGCAUGCCCCAACUUUGCACACUAGUCUUGUAUAUUACAUUUGGAUCAGAAGGCCAUGACGUGUAUGACCUGUGAACAGCUUUGUGGUAAGUAGCAAGAUUGUGACCAGAAAACAGCCUCACUAUUGUAGCUUCAAAACAUGAUUUGGGGCAAAAUUCAUGCCAGGAGCAAAUGGGUUGAUGUACAGUGUACCCAGCAGAGCUCGCUCCAGCUCCCUUCUAAAGACCGAGUACAGUGUGCAUUUAAAAUGUUCUUUAUUACAUAAAUUUAUGCUUAAUAUAUAAUUGAGCCUACCCAUUGGGCUUUUCAGUUAAGCUGGAAUGAUUGUAACAAACUAACCAAAAAAUGCCCUUUUUUUAUUUCAGCCUACACUGGAACAUCGCUUUGAAUCAUAUUUUAACUACUGUGACUUGUUCAACUAUAUACUGAGUAAGUUUUGUCAGUUGGUCAACUUGUCAGUAACUACAUGCAUGAUCUACUACUUUCACGUUCCCCAACCUGCUAUUUGUCUUCCCUGAAAAAUUUUGCAUACGUUUUGUUUUCAAUUUCUCAGAGGAUAAUUUAUUGUUAGUCCCAAGAAUCUCAAAUAGAGUUCCUCUACUGUGAUUUAUUUCUAGUUUUGUUUGGAAUCACUUUAAUUUUAUUUUUGCUUUUGUCUUAAGCCUGGUUGUUACAGCCCAGUAUUAACAUCUAGUUAGAACUGGCAUAAAUACUGCAAAGGUGGUAUCACUUUUAUUUUCCAGUGAUUGACAAAAACCCAUACUACAUACAUUUUCACAGAACAUCUGGGUGUUAAGAUAUUAUGGGCCACUUUCCAUUCAACAAAAAUUCUUGUCUGAAGUUUUGGAAAUUCCACGUGCCCAGUGGAAUGGAACGUUCCAGUUGCACAGAUUGAAACAACAAUUUUGUCGAAUGGAAAGGGUUAUUUCGGUGCAACUGCCCAAAAUGACCAGACCAGACAAAGUGGACCACCUUAAAAGGAGGUCCCAAAUAUUCCAGUCAGACUGAAUGGAAAUGGUCUGUUUUAUUUGCUGAUUUCUAACCGAAGAAUUUUAUUUCUAAAGUAUUGAGCUGAAUGGAGAGGGCCUUGUUACUUGGCUGAUGAGAUGAUGAGAGAAAUAUAUUUUAUCUUUUUUUUCAGAUACAGAUGAGCCAGUUCCCCUUAGUCUCCCAAAUCAGUGGCUGUGGGACAUUAUUGAUGAGUUUAUUUAUCAGGUUAGCCUUUGAAAGAAUAGUCUUUUAUUCAAAAGAUUUUCAACAAACAGGAAUGUAAUUUAAUGAACUGGUAGCAAAAUUGUUGUUUUCCUGUAAUCCGAUCAGUCAACUUUGUCUAAGUGGCCCCGGGUACACUAGUCACGCUGUAAUCCUUGUUUUACGUAGUGUGUAAUCCUCUGUGGAAGCCGUGGCUGGUUUGUGGGAAUUGCCAACCAUCAGCUCAGUUUACCGUCUCAUGGGUGCUGCUGGUCACACCGGAGGCUCCCUGACAUCCCAGGCCUCCAUUUGCCAUACCACAUGGUCUAGUUGUUAAUGUAAUUUAGUGUUAGGGGUCAAACAAGUCUUUGUUUUGAGAUGGCUUUGCAGUAUUUGUGUAGCUUCCCUCUGUUUUGUAGCACUUGUAGACAAAAAUGGGAUUUUUAUUCAAUUUAUGACUUUUUGCAUAUAUUAUUUUGUACUGUCAGCAAUUUCUCAAUGCCAUGAUGUGAGUACUAUGUCUUACCAUUUUAGUUCCAGGCAUUCAGUCAAUAUCGAUCAAAGCUCCUAAAAAAAGGAGAAGAUGAAGUUGGAACACUCCGAGCCAACACCAAGGUAAAAAAACCCAACAAACAACAGUAAAAAACAUAAACAACAACAACAACAGAAAGAUGGCUUAUCCUAUUGGAGUUUUAGGGCAUCGCCUUUAAAGGGGCUGUGUCACAGCAGUCCAAUUCAUUUCAUUUAAUUUUGCCAAUUACUCGCCCUCAAUCAGUAUGGAAUUUAAAGUAAGCAAGGAAAUUACAUGGAAAUGACAAAAUCAGAGAUUCGAGACAAACUAAUAUGUCUCCUGAGCAUUAUUUUUGAAGUUGCAAACAGCAGAGUUCAACUUUGAAAAAAAAGUGUUGGGCUGAACAGUUUUCAAAAACCCUCAUUUCAAUCCGUUGCAAUCUUCUUCAGUUUUGCCCAUCUGUGGCAUCUGUUGUAUCUGCUGUGCUAUUUUAACCUUCCUUUAAUGUUUUAAGCGGUUAUUUUUAUGUUUCUUUUAAUUUAACGGGCAUUUUGCAAUAACCUGAUUUGGCUGAAUUUUGUGACACAGCUCCUUUAAUCACAGACUUUCCACACUUAAAAAGGAAGUGGUAAAUGACUCCAUGUGUUAAAGGGGAUGAUUAACACUUUGUCCUGCAUACAGUGUCAGUACAUCCAUACGUACAAUGUACAUGUAGCUCCUAUACCUGCCAACUUUUUCUGAGAUAUAAGCGUGAGAUUUUUAUCCUGGGAGUGCUGGGAUUUUUGAAGACGACAUGAUCAUUUCCGAAGACUCCUGAAGAAGUCCGAAGUCUUCCGAAGACGUCCGAAGUCUGCCAAAGGCAAAGUUAUCCCAUUCCCAGUCUUAGGAUGCGUAUAAACGCGAGCUUGCUCCCAGUGCUUUUCACUUCAAAAAUCAGAGAUCGCGAGGAAGGUAUUGUCAUUUAUCCAUUUUACACAUGGUUUUCGUUCCUUGCGUGGGUCUGAGUUAACAUAUUUUAGGAAAUUGUGUCAAGCAAGACGGCAACAACUCACAUUUUUCAAUCAGGCGUGAGAAAUUGGCCCGCAAGCGUGAGCCGGCGCGAGAUCGAAGUUUUCAACCCGCUGGCGUGAGAGUUGGCAGGCAUAAGCUCCCCUACUGUGGUCCUUAUCAUUUAGCUUCUUUCUUUCAGAUCUGGAAUGUUCACAGUGUGUUGAAUGUAUUGUAUUCAUUAGUAGAGAAGUCCAGGAUCAAUUACCAGGUGAUUAUCAUCAUUUUAUAUUGUUACUAAUCAGUAAAUACCUGUAAGUACUAAUGUUAUAGGACUGAGUCCAGGCCAGAUUGUUUAGUAAUCAUACACUUCAUCAAGCAAAUUAGACAACCAUAACAUCACGAGUAUGAGUACAGUUAGAAUUAUAUGUCAAAAAGGGUUUUUUUUAACCAACCAAUCAUGUCUUCAACAAAAUUUGAUGAAGGUAAAUGGGUUCUCCUCUUUUGUUUAUUUUCACGUAGACUGCCCCCUAGAAGUAUAAAUCUAGUGCAAAAACCUUUUUCUACUUCUGUUGGAUGCAAAGCUGCUCCACUGGAAGUUGUCAUGAUCAUCACUGAGUUUUAUACUGGGUGUACGGAAGCAUGUGGCUGAGUAGAUCAAGGCUUGAAACACCAACCUUUUCAGAUUUGACAUAUAUAUAUUUAUAAAAAUUAUGUACAUGCACUAAAUGGAAAUUCUUGCUCGCAAAUUGGUGAAGAGCUAUUGUUUAUGAAAGUAUUCAACUUGUAGACAAUAUAAAUGGUACAGUGGUUGAAAACUUGUCUCUCCCUCUUGCAUGCAUGCUAUAUGUACAUGUGUUUCUAAAUCUUAGCUGGAAUUUGGCAUUUCACUUUGCAGUGAGACUGUUGUAGGUAAAAUAAUUAUGUUCUCAGGUUUAAGCAGUAAACAACCCAGUUUGAUUCAGAAUUUCUUUUGUUUAAUGGCCCUAACUAUUUUUAAAAUUUUGUAUUUUAUUGUCUACCUUAACUUUACCAGUGGAUUAAUCAGUAAACUAGCCGUAUAGCUUAGCAUAUUUACCACGUAAAAUAAAGUGUUCAUGUCAUAGGAGGAAAAUGAAUUCCUGUUUUAACCUGAGAAGAGAUUUACCCACAGCAAAACAACUAGACUUUACAUUGUGUAAAAUCUGUAUGUUAACUUAAUGUCAUCAUAAUGCUGUCAACUUCACUGGGGAACCUUUAGAAAAUCUACAAUGCAUGUAUAAAAUCCACCAAGAGUAGAAAUAUAAUGUGGUUAUAACCUCUCUUUAAUUUUUGUAGCUAGAGGUAUACAACCAAGGUGGUCAUCCUGAUACAGUGGCAGGCGAGUUUGGAAUUCAGCCUCUCUACAAGAUGCUGGGUUACUUCAGUUUGAUUGGUCUCUUACGGCUACACUCACUUCUUGGAGAUUACUUCCAAGCAAUCAAAGUUCUAGAGAAUGUAGAACUUAAUAAAAAGGUGGGUUACUUAUGCACCUGGUAACUGUCAAUUCGGCCAUUUUGAUUAACUGAUUUAAGUGUUGUGGUGUUACAAUUUAGUUACUUUCUUGCUUGCUUUAUAGGCUGCAAAGCAGUCUGUAUACUUAUGUAGCCUAAGAAUGCACAAGCGGUCAAAUGAAAGGUGCAGGUGUAAAAAAGGAGAGCAAGACUGGAGAGAAAUACAAAAACUGACCUUUAUUUUUUUUCUCUUGCUCCAGCCACCAAAGACUGACGGUGGUGCUCCUUGUCCUAAAAAUAAUUGAAAAAGGAGCUGUUUUGCAGUCUAUUUGCAGUAUGUCCUCAUUGCUUGUGACUUUAUUUCAAGUUCACUGUUCUCCUUUCAGAGUUUGUAUUCUCGAGUCCCUGCCUGUCAGAUCACCACCUACUACUAUGUGGGAUUUGCUUAUCUCAUGAUGAAAAGAUACCAGGUUAGCAUGAAAAAGUGAAAGUAGACUGCAUACUCUUACUCUGGAAUAAUUAUUUGAAAAUGAAUUGCAUCUUGUUGGAGUAUACACAUGUACAACACUGUUAUUCCCUUUUUCCAACUUCACAUUACAUUUCUUUCUUAAGGUCAAUAAAAAUUCUCUGAUUUAAACAGUACCAAUAGUUCUUUAAAACCUUUCAAUUCCAUAAAGUGACAGUAAGGUGGCCAUUAACAGUCCUUUUUAAUCGCUGUUAAUGUAAGACAACAGUGGUCAGUCACACAAAAGUUUUAAGAUGCAUAAAUUUAUUUUGCAUUGUUGAAUUUCAGGAUGCUAUUCGCAGUUUCUCCAAUAUACUGUUGUAUAUUCAAAGAACCAAGAACAUGUUCCAAACCAAGUCCUACCAAUAUGAACAGGUAGAGAAUUACAGGCUGUGAGAAUUGUUUACAAUAAUGAUAUUCUUAGACUAGUAUGGUCAUUUGUAGCUAUAGGCCACCACUACACUUGAGUAUGAGAUCAUCGAUGACCUGGCUACAAAUUGUGACCAAAUUGUCAGGGACAGAACACUCUCUUUUUCCUUUAGCAUGAUGUAGGUGAUAAGUAUGACAGCACAAGGAAUCUAAAGUUGCACCUUUCCUCUCACAAACAAAAUUUAGGUGUCUUGAUUUUUAAUCAAAUUAUUCUUGUUGGUAGUCAUAAUAAAGACAGGAUUAAUUAAAAAUAUAUAUUUUGAAACAAAUAAAGAAUGAAUAAAUUAUUGUUAAUUUAGUUUUGAUGUUAUGGGUUCACGUCGGUGAUCAGUCAUAUUUUUUUAUGUCAGAUCAUGAAGAAAAAUGACCAGAUGUAUACUCUGUUGGCCAUUUGUCUGACAUUAUGUCCACAGGUAUGUCAUGAUUAAUUUCUAUCUUCAGAGUCUGCUCUUUUGUAAAAUGCUCAUGACUAAUGAUGCAUGGAAAAAUGUUGUUUGAGGAGAGAUUAUUGUAUAAGACCUGAAAUGGACCAAAGCAAGGUUUUCAUUGAGAAUUCUAGUAGCAAGAGGCAGGUUUAACUUUACAGGAGAAUAUUUUGAAAGAGGACCCAUGUCUGAAUAAAAGGUAGUCAUAGGCUACCGAACGUUAGAAUUCUGUGCAGUAAACGGAGAAUUGUCUGAUCUCUGAUGCUUAAUGAACACUGCGCCAAAAGAAGCUCAGCAAUUUGUAUUAACCCUGUAAGUCCCAAUAGUGACCAACAUUAAUUUUCUCCUAACAAUAUCCAUAGAUUGUCAAGAGAUUAGGUUAUGAGAAUUAAUAAAAUGAUCACCUAAGAGAAAAUACUUUGAUCUUUUAUCAAAUUCUCUCAACUCAUUCUUUAAGGAAAUGUAAGGAGAUCAGUAUCGAGAAUUUGUAUGUGGAUAUUGGGACUUAAAGGGUUAACAAUGUGACCCCAUCAUAAUCAUUUAAUAUCCAUGGAUAAUCCAUUAGAGAUGUGUGUGAAAUAAGAAUUAAGGAGAAUUCUUUUGGAUGUAAUUUUGAAUGAUGACCCCACUACCUGUUUAGGAGGGGUCAGAGGCAGGGGCUACUGGUAUACUGGUAUACUGUGCUGUAAUGCUUUUAUCAUUAUUUUGUCGGAAAUUGAUCAGUAACACUUGUUAUUUCUCAUGGUCUCUCCCCACCACCUGGAUUAGUGUUGUUUUUGGCCAGACUCUUUGAAAGUGCAUUAAUUUUGGUCCGUAACAUCCCAAAAUGAAAAAGAAGGGAUGGGUAUACUUCAAAAAAAAUAACAAAAUCAAUGAUGGUUAUGAAAGGUCAAGAGGAUGACAAUAAGCUGAGGCACUAAUACUCAUAAUUUUGCACCCUUCACUACUACUAUGUUCAUAAUUGUAGAAUGGGGUUGCUAAAUACAGCUGACCACGGUCUGGUAUAUAAUAUAAGGCUAAGCAUUAAAGGUUCCAGGGUCUUAGUGGCACACCUGGAUUCUGCGAAAAUUCGAAGAAGCCCUCUUCCCCUCUCAAGUAUGAGAGGUGGUUACCUAGUGCUAGUUGGUGACAUAAGUACUCUUUCGAUUAUGCCAUCUAGCACUUGCCGGUGGCUCCAGAAAUACAAAGUCAGGUGAUUGUUCAUUCUAUGUGAGACAUUAUUUUCUUUUUUACACUUUGUCUUAACACAUAGGUAAACGUGAGGUUGCUGAGAAAACUGGAGACAUUUCACAAUAGCCUACCAGUUUCUCAGUGAGAUAACAUCUGAGGAACAGCUGCAGAAACUUCAUACUGAUGAUGUGUCACCACCAUCUGGGUCACUGUAGUACUUCUUAUUGGUCAUAUCUCAAGAGAAAUUUGCUUCAACCAAUCAGAAGCACUACCCAGAAGUAGUGACAUGACAUGAGUAUGGAACUUCUGCCGAGUGGUGUCAUUGCAAAAUGUCAAGUGUUUUCUCAGGCUGGAGUCUCCACAGAUAAAUACCCUUUCUGACUCAUUAUUAAGUUUCUGUUACAGUAGUUAUAAUAAUGUUGGUGUGCACUGACAACAAUGAUUAUUUGUUAUUUUGGUAAACGAAAUGAGUAAAUUGAUAUCAUGUAGAAUAAUAUUAAGUUAAUUUUGUUUUCAGAGAAUUGACGAAAAUGUUCAUUCACAGCUUCGUGAGAAGUUAGGUGACAGGUUACAGAGGCUGCAGCGAGGGUAUCUUUAUUCACUUGUUUAUUUCUGCUCAUAUUUCAGCCUCAUUAGCACAUCAUGGCUCUGUAAAACAAACACACACUUCUUCCUAAACCCAAGGCUCAUUUCCUAUUUAUUGUUACUUUAUUCCACAGAGAUAUGCAGAUGUUUGAAGAAUCAUUUUCCUAUUCUUGUCCAAAGUUCAUCUCUCCUGUUCCUCCAAAUUUUGAUGCACCACCUGCUAAUUUUAACAGGGUAAGAUGAUACAAGUAAGCUCAAAAAGAAGCUGUGUCAUGAAGUUAAUCAAAAUUCUAGCCUGCCUAGUUGACGAUUUUUUUUUAUAUUUUGGUGUGUUUUUUCUCUUAUGUUUCACAAAGUAAGAGCUAGAUACAACUGCAUGAAAGCUGAACCGCAGAUGAUAACUUGUCCCCUCAUCCCUCCCCCUUCCCCAUUGUUUUCUUUUUCGUCCUUGGUUCAGCUUUUGCGCAGUUGUAUCUCUUACUUUAUAAACCACAAACGAAAAAACACACCAAAAGGCUAUCAAAAUUCAAACAGUGGGAACUGGCACCAAACUGAGUGAAACAAAAAUAAACACUCGAAACAUGAAAAGAAGGUAUAAACAGCACAGAAAAUACCAAAGGAGGCCUGGAUAAACAAAUUUGAAGAUGACUGAAACAGAUUGCAAUAUUAUUUUAAAAUUCGGUUGAUAAUUUCUGCUACCUUUUUUUCAGGAACCAUUUAAUCUGCAACUGAAGGUUUUCAUGAAUGAAGUCUCACAGCAAUCCCUUAUACCAGUCAUUAGAAGGUGCACAUUCAACUGGACUAUUUUCCAUUUUUUAGUGUAUAAUCUAACAAUCCACUGAAGUCAGUUGUUUUAAUGAUGUAAUUUUAUUAAAAAUUGCAAGCUAAAAAUACAAUGUUAGUGUGUAGGAAGAAAAAAAAUAGUUAUAAAUGAGUAAAUAAGUAAAAUAAAAUUGAACAUCACAAGAAUAUUAUAUGAUUGAGUUUAGAAAAUUGGGUUCUGUCUUAACAUCCUAAAAAUAUAUUGCAUUAUGUAUCUUAGAACAAGUAAAUAAAAAUUAAUAUUAUUAAUAUAUUAUUGUUUCCUUUUAGAAAAACAUGCAUAAAUAUGGAGAUAAACCCAUUUGACUUGUAUAAAGCUAUAAGUUCCCUUAAAUCUCCUACACAAUGAGUGAAGGUGGUUUGUUCCAAAGGGAACUUCUUUGCUGCGAUGGUGGGGGAGUAACAUACAAAGAUUAUAUUAUUUAGGGGAUAUAGUAAGUGAACUACCUAAUGAGACUUAAAGUGUGUUCCUUUGAGAUGAUCCGGAUCAGGAUCAGAAAUCCGUGAUCACUAGGAUCAUGGUAGAUAAAACACUUUGGACAGGGAUUCAUCAGUUCACUUGAUCUACCAUGAUCAGAGUGAUCUCGGAUCACUGAUCCUGAUCCAGAUCACACCAAAGGAAUGCACCCUUAAAAGCCAUUUGUCAGAGCAAUUUGGCCUAUAUAUCUAUUGUAAGUAAUAUUUAUUGAUUAUUGUUUUCCUUUUUAAUUCCCAGUUACUUGAAGCUAUACACAACAAUGCCCAUUGCCAAGCUAGCAGCUUUCCUAGACAUGGUGAGUUAGAAAACUUUUAGAGGCGUGGGAACUCACAAUAAGAGAGGGCAUCUAAUAAAUAAUGUCAAAGAUCUAGUUAAACCACAAAACCCCCUCUUCUUUAAUCUGGUUAUAUGUAAAGACAUUCCUUAUGAAGAGCUGGCAAGCAGACCAGUGACUUCACACAGAUGUGACAGAAACUGUAAAUCUUACACCGGUCGUUUAGCCACCAGUAAUGCUACUCUGGCCAAGCAGAUAGCCAGUAAAACUAGGAUAAACAUGUAGGGUCAACUCUGAGCAAAACAGUUAUACUUUGUGGCUUUAUUUCACUUGGUUAUAUUCUUUUACACUACUUGUGCUUUUCUUUCAGGAUGAGAACCAAUUCAGGACUCAACUUCUCUGUUUUAAGGUAAAUGUUAUUUGCCAUGGUUAGACCAGUGUAAAUAGCAAAGUAAAUGACGCAGCAAAUGUGAUUUCAAUCCCUGGGCAGGAUUGUUCGAAGCUGGGUUAAGAUAACCCAGGGUUAGUGUGAAAUUUGAACUCAGACAUGAGAGCUUAAAAAGUAAAUUCAGUUUAAUUCUCUUUGCCUCCAAUUAAUUUUGAUGAUUGGAUACUUUAAAAAUGAUAGAGAAAAUUAUCCGAGAGAGUGCUUUUGAUAAAAAGAUACAGAAUCCUGGCUUAAAAUUUAACCCUGGGUUAGCACUAACCAGUGUUUGAACAACUAGGUCCUGUUGUGUACUGUAGCUGUAGGCAGAAUCUAACAUUUUAAUUUUUCACAGCACAAACAGAGAAACCUUGUCUGGACCAAAGGAACUGAUGCUCUUGAAGGAGAACUUCAGUCAUCCUCUGAGGUGGACUUCUAUAUUGAUCAGGUAAAAAGUGAUUGCAUAUAUUAUUUAUUAAACAUUACUGUAUAAUCCUGCGGUGCUUACCAAUAAAUUUUGACAGAAAAAUCCACUUGGGGUGUCAAAAGCAUAAUAGUAAGCGAUUUGCCAGUUUACCGCAGAAUUGCCUCAUCCGUUACAGUUUGAAUCCAAAAAGUGGUGAAUUUGUGUAGCAUGAGCCUGGAACCGAGAAGGAACCGAGAAAUUGGUUAAAGGGAAGCGACAUUUCCGUUUGGUUUGUACCAACUGGAAUGAACGGACCUUGGUUGGUAUUUCCAACAAGUGACCUUACCAUUUACCUUCCAUUCGGAAUUUACAAAAUUUUCUGUCAAAUGAUAAGCACCCCGGGUAGUAUAAAGAACUUUCAAGAGGGUUGGGUGAAAACACUCUGGGUGUCAUGCACUUAUGAGAAUGGAGAACUUCAGUGAACAAGGAAGUUUGGAAGGAAGUGCCUGCAACAGUCAUUGUUUGGCAGGUAUUUUAUGCUCAGUUUCUUCUUCCUCUCUUGUGCACCCCUUGUAUCCUCACAAACCUAAAUUCUUCUUCCCCAUUCAUCUUCGUUGCCUGCCAUGCAGGUACAAAGAUGACUGUAAUUUAUAAUUUGAAGUUAAUUGUUCCAAGAGAUAUGGCCCAACGAAUAAAUUAUUAUUUGCCAUCAUUAUUGUGUAAUGCUAAUGUUGGCUGCAUUGAGUGCCCUUGAUGAAAAAUAAAUUAAUAAAAUAAUAAUAAUAAUUUUAUUGAUAACAAUGCUAACUAUUUUAAAAAAUCCUAUUUACAAUUAUUGUUUCACUUAAAAAAUACUAUUCCGUCAAAACACUAUUUACAAUUAUUCCUAAAUCCAUUAAAAAACACUGAGUUUUGAUUAGUAUCAAAUAAUUAUAAUAAUAAAUUAUAAUAAAACACUCAAUGAUGAGUUGCUUAAUUUUAGGACAUGAUUCACAUCGCUGACACCAAGGUUGAGCGGCGGUAUGGAGAUUUCUUCAUUCGCCAGAUUCACAAGUUUGAAGAGGUUAGUCAGAAUUUUUCAUGA
Porites evermanni is the source of this 15868-nucleotide messenger RNA. NCBI's taxonomy places the organism in Eukaryota, Metazoa, Cnidaria, Anthozoa, Scleractinia, Poritidae. The record is from the annotation of a GenBank genome assembly.